Molecule: messenger RNA, 163 nt
Organism: Racocetra fulgida
Lineage: Eukaryota; Fungi; Glomeromycota; Glomeromycetes; Diversisporales; Gigasporaceae
Source: the annotation of a GenBank genome assembly
AUGGACAAUGUUAAUGCGAACAAAGCUAAUACUGACGAAGCUAAUACAGACAAAGCUGAUGUGGCCAAAGCUAUUGCAGCCGAAGCUGAUACAGACAUAAUUGAAGAUGAAGCUACUGUAAACAAUAUUGAGAUGAACAACAAAGCUGAUGUAGACGAAGUUG